Molecule: messenger RNA, 637 nt
Organism: Olea europaea var. sylvestris
Lineage: Eukaryota; Viridiplantae; Streptophyta; Magnoliopsida; Lamiales; Oleaceae
Product: putative MO25-like protein At5g47540
Exons: 4
Coding region: 161-433 (90 amino acids)
Biological process (GO): intracellular signal transduction
Molecular function (GO): protein serine/threonine kinase activator activity
Source: RefSeq, a predicted model, not a curated record
AAUAAGAGAAAGAACAAUUGGGGAAGAACAGAGAGAGGGAGGGAGGAUGGAUCAAUAAUGUAGGAUUUGUACUUUUAAUGGGAUGCCAUUUUGACUCGUGUGUUAUUCCUUCUUGCAGCUGUUGGGAGAUAUCUUGCUGGACCGUUCAAAUUCGGCUGUGAUGACUCGAUACGUUAGCUCACGGGACAACUUGAGGAUCCUUAUGAAUCUUCUGAGAGAGUCGAGCAAGAGUAUUCAGAUUGAAGCCUUUCACGUUUUUAAGUUAUUUGCGGCCAAUCAGAACAAGCCCCCAGAUAUUGUUAGCAUCCUUGUUACAAAUAGAAGCAAGCUUCUACGUCUCUUUGCUGAUUUUAAAACUGAGAAAGAGGACGAACAGUUUGAGGCCGAUAAGGCCCUGGUCGUCAAAGAAAUUGCUGCACUUGAACCGAAAUGAUACCCAUCAGUCUGUCUCCAAUUAUUUAUCAACUGUGAUGGCAAUGUUGUAUGGGUGAUUCCAGUCGAUGGUUUCUUUUUCCAAAUAUAUUUGUGAAUUAAUAGUUCUUAGCCCAAAUAUUACGAAGAUUGAUGCAAAAUGGAUUUGUAAUGUUCCAAUUCUGUAUUCAUAUAUAAUUUUAUUAACUCAAAUUUCUUUAGAAUA